AUGGACCUCUUCUCUCUUGAAAACAGCACCGCCCUCGUAACCGGCGGCACACGAGGCAUAGGCCAACAAAUGGCCCUCGCCCUCGCCGAAGCCGGCAGCGACAUAAUCCUCAUCCAGCGCGACCCCACGAACCUCACCACCAAAACGCAAAUCGAAUCCCUCAACCGCAAAGCAACAAUUUACACCGCCGACCUCUCCUCCCGCGCCUCGAUCACCACCCUGAUCCCGCGCAUCCUGGCCGACGGCCACGACAUCAACAUCCUGAUCAACUGCGCGGGCAUCCAACGCCGGCACCCCAGCCACCUCUUCCCCGACGCCGACUGGGACGCCGUCCUGCAGACCAAUUUGACCACGAUCUUCACGCUCUGCCGCGACGUCGGCCGGUACAUGCUGACCCGGGACCCCGACGCGCACGGCCAGCGCGGCGCCAUCAUCAACGUCGCCUCGCUGGUCUCCUUCCAGGGCGGGCUGACGGUGCCGGCCUACGCGGCCGCCAAGGGCGGGGUGGCGCAGCUGACCAAGGCGCUGAGCAACGAGUGGGCGGCGCGCGGGGUGCGGGUUAACGCCGUCGCGCCGGGGUAUGUGGCGACGGAGAUGAAUACCGCGCUGCUCAACGAUGCAGACCGGUCCAAAAGUAUUCUUGAUCGGAUCCCGGCGGGACGGUGGGCGAGCCCGGAGGAUUUCAAGGGGGUGACGAAGAAGAUGUGUUCAGUCGACGAAUUCUGUCCGACUCUGAUACUCGAUAGUUCAACGUAA
Messenger RNA from Aspergillus aculeatus ATCC 16872, 756 nucleotides. RefSeq lists its product as uncharacterized. NCBI's taxonomy places the organism in Eukaryota, Fungi, Ascomycota, Eurotiomycetes, Eurotiales, Aspergillaceae. The record is from RefSeq and is a predicted model, not a curated record. Bases 1 to 756 code for a protein of 251 amino acids. The transcript has 3 exons. Gene Ontology annotation, molecular function: oxidoreductase activity, acting on the CH-OH group of donors, NAD or NADP as acceptor.